This is a messenger RNA of Gongylonema pulchrum, 549 nucleotides long. NCBI's taxonomy places the organism in Eukaryota, Metazoa, Nematoda, Chromadorea, Rhabditida, Gongylonematidae. The record is from the annotation of a GenBank genome assembly.
UCUGCCGUGGUCGACAAAGAAGGAAUGAUUUUACCUCGAGGUGAACGCGGUGAAGUACUGGUUCGUGGCUACGCAGUGAUGAGGUGUUACUGGGACAGCGAAGAUCAGACCAAAGAAGAAAUUACAGCUGAUAGGUGGUACCAUACUGGCGAUAUUGGUGUAAUGCACGAAAACGGUUCUUUAAGUAUUGUUGGUCGGAAGAAAGACAUGAUUGUGCGGGGCGGCGAAAAUAUUUACCCAACUGAAGUGGAGCAGUAUCUUUUUCGGCAUCCAAAAAUUGAAGACGUGCAGGUUGUUGGUGUACCGGAUGAACGGUAUGGUGAGGUGGUGUGUGCGUGGAUACGACUACAUGAUUCCGCAGACGAUGUCACCACUGAAGAUAUCCGGAAUUUCUGCAAAGGACGAAUAGCUCAUUUCAAAGUCCCGAGAUAUAUUUUAUUUAAAAAGGAGAGCGAAUUCCCAUUGACAGUAACCGGAAAAGUGAAAAAGUACGAAAUACGAGAAUUGUCGAAAAUUGAACUUGGCCUACAACAGGUUCGUUUUAGUUAA